AUGCCAGCACGAAAAUCAUUCUUGGAGGCGCCGGACGCCCUCGAACCCUUGGAAACAUCUCGGAGAGAAGACACUUCCUACAGCCAGCGCAGAAUCAAUAAGACAUCAACAAUUCGGUCCCAUCGGAUAGCAAGUUCUUCGAGCAGCACACCAGGCACCUCGCGAACGGUGACAAAAAUCACCUUCACUCAGGUGGGGAGCAGGCCUACCUUUGAUCGUGACGCGCACCUUAACCACGUGCUCAAGGCCCAGCCUUCUAUGACAUUCAGCAAUGAUGCAAAGUCGACCGGCAUGCUUACACUUCUGGGGCAGCACUUUCCUGAGCUACUGUCUGAUGGGGCGUUCAAGCGUGAGCUGGAACGAGGAAAGUCUCGAGAGCCGCAUGGUUCGCUUCGUUUCCGCAAAAGCUCUGGGCUUCGUCAAAUGGCACAGGAUACCCGAAUCGAUAAAGGACGGUCGAACGGCCGUCGCCAUCAGGAGUACUACGCUUCUAGCUGGAGAUCGUCCAGCUCUAGUCGAUCAAAGGACCCAGGCAGUUCGGUCAUAUCUCUCAAGCGGACCUCGCCGGCUGGCAUUGAUCGUGUCGAGGCUUCGGUCCGGUCUACAAUCCUGCGUCCAAAUUAUGAGGAACUGGAGACCGAGUAUCCCAAAAUUCGCCUUGAAACUGCCAAGGACGAGCCGAGCUUCGGGUCCCAGGGCACGUCGCCUCUGGCCAGCAGUGAAGGAGCAGAGACAGAUCUAACCUCGCCGUCUGGAGAUUAUGGCAUGAUUGAGCAGAAUUCAAAGCGCCUCAGGCCAACGGUGGACGUUCCAUAUCAGUCCUACGUGGAAGAUGAUGCCGACGAAGAGGGCGGCUGA
Messenger RNA from Cercospora beticola, 858 nucleotides. RefSeq lists its product as uncharacterized. Lineage: Eukaryota; Fungi; Ascomycota; Dothideomycetes; Mycosphaerellales; Mycosphaerellaceae. The record is from RefSeq and is a predicted model, not a curated record.